This is a messenger RNA of Acomys russatus (golden spiny mouse), 3642 nucleotides long. RefSeq names its product HEAT repeat containing 6 (gene Heatr6). The transcript is spliced from 20 exons. The coding region runs from base 20 to 3565 and encodes 1181 amino acids. NCBI's taxonomy places the organism in Eukaryota, Metazoa, Chordata, Mammalia, Rodentia, Muridae. The record is from RefSeq and is a predicted model, not a curated record.
CUCUCUUAUGUAGGAAAAAAUGGCGGCGGUGCAAGUCGCCGCCUCGCUUCCUUGUGGGCAGCCGCGAGAGGCCCCGCGGGAGCUAUCGCCCGAGCUGGACGAUGGGUUCCGCCGCUUGUCUGCCAGGCUGCGGGCGCUGCAGCCGGAUGACAGCACUGUGUCCCGCAUGGAGAUCCACCUGCUCUUCGACCAGCUCAUCUCCGAGAACUACAGCGACGGCGGCGGCGUGACCCCCGAGGAUGUCAGUGGUCUUCUUGUGCGAGCUUGUCAGCUGGUGCCUCUUAAUCAGAAUCACCUUGUGAGCAAAGUGUCUCAGCUGAUCCAUCACUUACUUAACAGAUUACAGGUGGUUGUGGAUGAGCAGAACUUGGAUUUCCUGUUGACCUAUACAAUCUCAGCUAUUGAGCAGUGUAGCUCUUGGACACACAUGGAAAUUCUUCAAGCCCUGGCAGCUCUGCUUUACUGCAAUGGCUCAAAAUGUCAAAAGUACCUCCCGGACUUGCUAGGCAAAAGUGGCCUCUUGGUGAAGUUGAGUGACUUGACUCACUCUGACCCUGAAGUCAGGAGAGCCGCAGUGCAUUGUAUGGCUAACUUAUGUCUCAGUGUGCCAGGGCAGCCGUACUUGGAGGAGUCCUACCAGCACGUCUGCUUCCAAGCUUUCUUGACCAUUUUGCAGGCUCCAAAAUCGUCUGAUAUGGAUGAUAUAACAUUUUGCAUGUUGUUACAGAACGCACUGAAAGGCAUGCAGUCACUUCUCAAUGGUGGAAAGAUGAGACUGACGCAGGCCGAGCACCUGGGAGCACUGCUCGCUGUGCUAAAGAAAGCCAUGUUUCAUGGACUCCCUGGAUUAAACAUAGAGAUGCCCACGGUGCUCUACCCAACUCCACUUCCUCAGUACGACGGGCGAUCGCCGCCCAAGCCCCAGCAGCCAGAAUCCAGUGCGGCCCGACCAUCUGCGAAUAAAAAGAAAAAACACAAAGUAAAACAAAAGAAAACCCAGCAAGGAGAGAAAGAGGAGGAGGAGGAAUCCAGCAGUGAAGUGGAAGCAGGCCCCGGCCUCAGCAUGGGCAGGGUAAACACGUGUGGCCAGAACACUUGGUGCUCCUCCCCGCGGGGCUCCCAGAGCUUGCCUGCAGAUACAGGCAGAGAGGUCCCCUCGCCCUUCACCGCCUCCGGCUGGAAAAGAGUCAGCAGCAGUGAGUCGGACUACUCGGAUGCGGAAGGAGGCAUGCAGAGUAAAUUGAGGUCGUACCAAGCCAAGGUCCGCCAAGGGGCAUUGGCUUGUUUUCUUUCUACUAUCAAAUCAAUAGAAAAGAAAGUGCUGUAUGGCUACUGGUCAGCCUUUGUCCCUGACACGCCUGAGCUUGGAAGCCCACAGUCAGUGUCCUUAAUGACGCUCACAUUAAAGGACCCGUCUCCAAAGACUCGCGCCUGCGCUCUUCAAGUCUUGUCUGCCAUCUUGGAAGGCUCAAAGCAGUUUCUUUCUGUUGCCGAAGACACCAGUGACCACAAAAGGGCUUUCACUCCCUUCUCUGUCACGAUUGCAUCCAGCAUUAGAGAGUUGCACAGAUGUCUUUUGUUAGCUCUGGUGGCAGAGUCAUCGUCCCAGACCCUUACUCAGAUAAUUAAGUGCCUUGCAAAUCUAGUAUCAAAUGCCCCCUACAACCGUCUGAAACUCAGCUUGCUGACCAAAGUCUGGACCCACAUAAAGCCUUAUAUCCGCCACAAAGAUGUUAACGUCCGAGUGUCGAGCCUCACACUCUUGGGAGCUAUAGUGUCCACUCAUGCGCCUCUGCCCGAAGUCCAGCUGCUUCUGCAACAGCCCUGUUCCUCUGGGCUCAGCAGCGGCAGCAGCAGUUCAGCAACUCCUCACCUCGGCACUCCUGACGGCUGGAAGAAAUUCCCUGCAGGACCCUCUCUGGAGGACGCCUCAGUCAUCUCCCCGAAGGGGUCUUCAGAGCCCUGCUGGCUCAUUCGACUUUGCAUUUCCACUGUGGUGCUGCCCAGGGAAGACUCCUGCUCAGAAAGCGAUGCUGGUGCUGGCUCUGGCCUGGGCAGCACCUAUGAACCCUCCCCCAUGCGGCUGGAAGCUCUACAGGUUUUGGCUCACCUGGCCAGGGGCUAUUUUUCGAUGACUCAGCAGUACUUGAUGGAGCUCAGUGAGGUGAUCUGUAAGUGCAUGGGCGAAGCAAACCCGUCCGUCCAGCUCCACGGCAUGAAGCUCCUGGAAGAACUGGGCACAGGCUUGAUACAGCAGCACAAACCAGAUUCCAACACGGCACCUGACCAGAGAGUGCCCGUCUACCUGGUGGUGAUGUUCUGGACUGCUAUGCUGAAUGGUCCUUUGCCCCGAGCCCUGCAGAGUUCAGAGCACCCAACCCUCCAGGCGAGCGCCUGUGAUGCCCUGUCCUCCAUCCUGCCAGAAGCCUUCAGCAGUCUGCCGAAUGACAAGCAGAUUUUGUGCAUUACAAUGCUGCUCGGCCUGAAUGACAGCAAGAACCAUGUAGUGAAAGCUGCCACCUCCAGGGCCCUUGGAGUCUAUGUGCUUUUCCCUUGUCUCAGACAGGACGUCAUAUUUGUUGCAGACACAGCAAAUGCCAUACUGAUGUCACUUCAAGACAAGUCCCUAAACGUGCGUGCCAAAGCAGCCUGGUCCCUGGGCAACCUGACAGAUACUCUGAUUGUCAACAUGGACACGCCAGAUCCAAGUUUUCAGGAUGAGUUCUCUGGCCUCCUGCUCUUGAAAAUGUUGCAGUCUGCGAUCCAAGCCUCCAGGGAUAAGGACAAGGUCAAGAGCAAUGCGGUCCGGGCCCUCGGGAAUUUGCUUCACUUUCUGCAGCCCGCUCACAUAGAAAGGCCCAGGUUUGCUGAGAUCAUCGAGGAGGCCAUCCAGGCCCUGAUCUCCACCGUUGUCCACGAGGCUGCCAUGAAGGUCCGAUGGAAUGCUUGUUACGCGAUGGGAAAUGUUUUUAAAAACCCCACCCUUCCACUUGGCACAGCCCCGUGGACCUCCCAGGCCUACAAGGCCCUAACAUCGGUUGUGCUGUCAUGCAAGAACUUCAAAGUGCGCAUCCGAUCUGCCGCAGCCCUUUCCGUUCCCGGCAAGAGAGCGCAGUACGGGUCUCGAGAACAGUUCACUCAGAUCUGGGAUGCCUUGGUCACUGCCUUGCAGAAGAGCGAGGACACUACAGACUUUCUGGAAUUCAAGUACUGCGCCAGCCUCCGGACUCACAUCUGCCAGGCGCUGUUUCACCUCCUGAGCCUCGCCAGCGCCUCGGACCUCCCCAGCAUUCAAGAAUCUCUGGAACUGAAUGGAGAUAUGAUCCGGUCCUACGUCCUGCAGUUCUUAAAGUCAGGAGCAGAGGGAGAUGACCCCGGAGCCGUCCACACCCCCCAGGAGAGAGACCAGAUGGUCAGGGCGGCCCUGAAGCACACACGCAGCGUGCAGGCCCUGGCUGGAGACACAGCCCAAGGGGUCAUCGUGGGCUUCUUAGACGAUAUCCUGAGGGCUCACCGUGACUGCUUGGGAGGACAAGUGGCCCUCCUCGGGUCAUCAGAUCGGUGACUUUCCACCCUCCCUUCAAGUGUUAUAAAUGAGAAUCAGAGACCGAGCUUGUGCGUUUGGUCCUCAGUUUCCUCAUA